ACGAUGUCACUCCUCAAAUCGACAAUUUAUCUGCCAAACUAAAACUUUUGAUUGAGGAGAAAACAGAACUUGAACGUCUGCUUAGGGACGUGACCAAGUCCUCCUCUGUGGCUUCAGAUGUUCGUCUCAUCAUGGAACAAGAUCUCGAAAAAAAGAAGAUUGAGGUGGAUAACAUGCAGAAUCAGAUCUCGGAUUUGGAAGAGGAGUUGAACAGGGCAAGAAGUCUAUUGGAAGCGACAGAACGAGACCAGAAGACAAUACUUGAAGAGGAAAGGUAUUCGACGCAUGCUAUCCCGAGAACUAAAAUUCGUCUAAUACAAGAAGAACAAAUGAGGCGAGACAUGGAGGAGGCUACUCGCCUCAAACUCGAGUUGAGUAUGCAAGAAGAACGAAUGUUGGAGGCCAGGCGCCAACAAGCACAGGAAAUAGAGCAAAGGACACAAUUAAUGAAUGAUUUGGAGGAGAAUAGAGCGGCAAUUCUUGAACAACUAAAGAAUAUUGAUGGUAAUGCUAUUUUCUAUCAAAUUUAG
Messenger RNA from Octopus sinensis (East Asian common octopus), 530 nucleotides. RefSeq names its product cingulin-like protein 1. Lineage: Eukaryota; Metazoa; Mollusca; Cephalopoda; Octopoda; Octopodidae. The coding region runs from base 132 to 530 and encodes 132 amino acids. The record is from RefSeq and is a predicted model, not a curated record. The transcript is spliced from 2 exons.